AGCACUAUGACAUUGGACUCACCCUCUGAAACUGUGAGCAGGCCCCCAACUAAACACUUGGUUCUGAAUGACAAUGGACGCAUUAGCCGGAAGGGAGCUUCACGCCCAGCGUUUGAGGGGAUUAUCUAGAAGGCCUCAGGUAGCCAACACCUGCUGGUCACUUUUCAAGUUUCUCAGGUGGAAGAACAGCGAUGCAGGCUGGACGUCCUCGGGGCCGGGGCCGGGGCCGCGGCCGGGGUCGGGGUCGCGGGGCCGUGGCGUGGGCGCUUACCUUCACCGUAACAGCCGUAAGCGGAGGCAGCGAGUCCGCGGCGGCCGCAACCCUAGUUACCCUCUGCCGCGCAAGCAUCCGCGGCUACAGCGCGGAGCAGCGCCUCUCCCGUAACACCGAAACCCCGGCGACCGCGGACCCCGGCUCGGCGCGCGCGGCGACGUCAUCGCCCGCGCCGGAAGUUCCUUCUGGCGGAGCGGACGUCUGCCUUCGCGGGUUUCAGCCGCAGCCGGAGAACGUAGUGGCUUCCACAGGAGAUGAGAUGUGGUCUGAGGGACGGUAUGACUACGAGCGACUUCCAAGAGAUCGAGCGCCUCCUCGGAGCCAUGCCAGUGAUGGCUACCAUAGAGUAGUUAAUGUUGUGCCAAAGAGACCACCACUGCUAGACAAGAGACCGCCUCUGCUAGACAAGAGACCGCCUCUGCUAGCCAGACCCGAUGAAGGAGGCUACAGUAGAUAUUACAGUCAUGUUGAUUACCGAGACUAUGACGAGGGCCGCAGUUAUUCUCAUGAUCGAAGAAGUGGCCCACCUCACAGAGGAGAUGAUUCUGGCUACAGAUGGACAAGAGACGAUCAUUCCACAAGCCGACAGCCUGAAUACAGGGACAUGAGAGAUGGCUUUAGAAGAAAAAGUUUCUACUCUUCCCAUUACUCAAGAGAACGAUCUCCCCAUAAAAGAGACGCUCCUUUUUUCAGAGAAUCGCCUGUAGGCCGGAAGGACUCCCCGCACAGCCGGUCUGGCUCCAGUCUCAGCAGCAGGAGCUACUCUCCAGAUCGAAGCAGGACACACUCCUUCCACCAGUCUGAGCACAGAAAGUCUGCACGUGUUGGUUCGUCCUACAAACGACAGAAUGAAGCAAAUCCAGGAAGAGGUAAAGAGAGAUCCAUCCAGUCUUUGAAAACAUCAAGAGAUACUUCACCCUCAAGUUCUUCAGCAGUUUCUUCAUCCAAGGUGUUAGACAAACCCAGCCGGCUAACUGAGAAGGAACUUGCUGAGGCGGCAAGCAAGUGGGCUAGUGAAAACCCAGAGAAAUCAGAUGAAAAUAACUUGGCUGAGAUUUCCGAGUUUGAGACGGGUUCUGCGGCACCCUUAUUUAUGGACCAGACAGAAGAACCCGAGGCAAACACAACAGACGGCACAGAACUGUAUGAAGACAGCCAGCUUAGCAGUCGCUCAAAAGCAAUCGCAUCCAAAACCAAAGAGAUCGAGCAGGUUUACCGACAAGACUGUGAGACUUUCGGGAUGGUGGUGAAAAUGCUGAUUGAAAAGGAUCCUUCCUUAGAAAAGUCUGUACAGUUUGCAUUGAGGCAGAAUUUACACGAAAUAGGUGAGCGAUGUGUUGAAGAACUGAAGCAUUUCAUCACUGAGUAUGACAAUUCUACUCAAGAUUUUGGAGACCCUUUUUAGAAGACUUAGUGCCCAGGUCAAAAAAAUUUUUUAAAGCUUCUAGAUUUUUUCCCCUUGGAUUGUUUAAAUCCUUACUAUUUUGUGAUGAAGAGAAAUACUUUAUGAUAGCUGACCAUGUUUCUAGUAUCAAAUAAACAUCUACAAUAGCUUUUAAAGUAUCUUAAUUCGAAUGUUUUUCCUAUGUAUAGAAUCUUCUAAUCCAUCUUCAUACACUUCCUCCCUCCCAAAAAUAAUGUUGAAUUAAUUUUUUAAAGUUCCAAAAAGCAGUUCUGGAGAGCAGCUCUCUGCACUUAACUCCUGUUCCCUAGUCUUCCACGGCGCGUUGGUCUCAGUAGUGUAACUUGUAAUUGGAGAUCAUUCCAGGUUGCAUCUCGUGGGCACUGUUAGCAUUUCGAGUUGAGUUUGACUUGCUGCUUGUUUUUCUUCAGCUUUGUAACUUUUGGUAAUAUCAAAAUAUACUGUCUUAAUGAAUUAAAACCGCUAUCUUACAAUAUUUGGUUUGAGAAUAAUUCUUAUUUAGUAUAGGAAAGAAGCACUUAAACAAACUCUAAAGGACACGUCAAAACAAAGCCUUAUUCUCAAGUCAUUGAACUUAGUGUGUCUCUAUGAAGUGAGACUCCUGACUGCUCUCUUUGAACAAUAUAAGACUGAUCAGAAGUGUAAUCUGAGAUGCAAGAAGCAUUUGAAGUUGAGAUUUCUCAGAAACCCUUCUGGUGGCUAUAAUAAAAAAUUAGACUAUACAAGAACCUGCAGUUUUGUUUUAGGCACAUUCUUUAUCAAAGAAGGACCUGACAAGAAGCUUGUGCUUGCAAUUAAAUGAGAAUUCUCUGAAUUUCCACGAUCUCAGUUCUGUAGACUUAGAGAAUCUCCCUCUUCACAAGUGUUAUCAUAGAGACGAGUGGAAAACAGUGAGACCAGCUCAGCUCCCCUUACCUUGUAUGUGAACCAGUGAAUAAGUGAAGAGACAAUUAGGACAUUCUACUCUUUUCCUGGUCCCUUCCAACAUAGCAGUGAACCAAAAUACAUAAUUUGUGAUGCUAAGUACCUUAAAAAUCAUGAUUUUAAUUACUGCCCAAUUUCAUUAUCUACUACUUUUUUUUUUUAAGUCAAGGUUUUACAUUGUAGCCCUAGCU
This is a messenger RNA of Onychomys torridus (southern grasshopper mouse), 2812 nucleotides long. RefSeq names its product periphilin 1 (gene Pphln1). Lineage: Eukaryota; Metazoa; Chordata; Mammalia; Rodentia; Cricetidae. The record is from RefSeq and is a predicted model, not a curated record. Gene Ontology annotation, cellular component: nucleoplasm. The transcript has 11 exons. The coding region runs from base 192 to 1679 and encodes 495 amino acids. Gene Ontology annotation, biological process: negative regulation of gene expression, epigenetic; protein localization to heterochromatin; negative regulation of DNA-templated transcription.